Molecule: messenger RNA, 1442 nt
Organism: Chironomus riparius
Lineage: Eukaryota; Metazoa; Arthropoda; Insecta; Diptera; Chironomidae
Source: the annotation of a GenBank genome assembly
GUCUUUCAAAUGUAAACACAAAUUUCCAAAAAAAAAAAAAAAACCUUAAUUAAAUUAAAUGGAGGAGAUAGAGAACGAAAGGCAGUUAGUAAAUAACUUGCAAAAGUGUAGAUGCUGCUUUAGAAUGCUAAUUGAUGACCGAAAAGCUGUUCAAAUAGACGAAAUAAUAAGAAAUCAGUUUUUUUCCUUAACGCAAAUCGAGCUUAUAUCUUCAGAGCUGUUUGCAAAUAGAAUAUGCCAGUUGUGCCAAAUAGACUUACAGACGUUUGUUGACCUCAGAAAAGAUCUAGUAACAAAGCAGACUGGAUUAUAUGAAUUAGCUGGAUUGGAUGUAAAUGAACCAGGCGAUGAGAUACAGGAAGAACAGCUUGAUGAUUAUGAGAUACAAAUGAUUGAAACAAUAAAAGAUGAUGAAUUCGACAAUGAAGUGAUUUUAGAGGAAAUAGAAGAAGAACCUGAUGAGUACGAUGAAAGCGAGAUAAUAUACGAUGAUAAUGAUUCACAAAAUAUCGCCGAUAAUGUUCUAAAAAUAGAGAAAAUUGAUGAGAACGAAGAAGACACAGAAUUUAUUGUUAAUUAUUUUAAUGACAGUGAAAUGGCUAAUGACCAAAGCAUGUCUAUGUCUGAAUCACCAUUUGAGAGUGAAAUCUGUGAGACUUGUGAUAUGGAAGUAUUAAAAAGUCAUUUUAAGGAACACGUAGAAUUAAUGCAUGGCGAUGACAAUGAUUGCAAUAAGUGCCAUUUAAAGUUUCAUAGUAAAAUACUUUUGAGGAAGCAUAUAAAUGAGGUACACGUAACAGAUGCCAAAAACAGAAAGAUGAAAAGAAAAUUGCAGUACUGUCCUCUUUGUAGUAAGGAAUAUGACUAUAAGAAGCAGUUGAUGGAUCAUAUAAGGUCGUAUCAUAAAAAGGAACGAAAUACUCAAUGUACAAUCUGUAAGAGGAAGUUCUAUCAUCGUGACUUAAAGAAACACAUGCAGCAUGUUCAUGGAGAAAAGAAAAUCUCAUGUGAAGUUUGUGGGAAGUUGUACACAUGCAUUGAGAACCUUAAACUGCACUUAAAGUAUCACUCAGACCCAAAAUAUGCAUGCGAAUAUGAGAACUGUGACAAGAAAUUUCACCAAAAAACUUUAUGGGAACAUCACAUGCUUAAGCAUAAAAACGAACGGUCCAUCUCAUGCACAGAAUGCAAUAACACAUUUUACACUUUAAGAGACUUAAAAAGACACAAUCAGAGAGUCCACAAUAAAGUAUCGAGAAAGUGCUUUGGAUGUGAAAUGAUAUUUUGCAGAAAGGAUAAAUAUCGCGAACAUAUUUUAAAGCAGCAUAAAGACUUGAGUGACGACAUAAAAAAUAAGAUUCUAGAACAAAUUAAGAACAUUAAAUGGCAUGAAAAUUAGAAUAAACGGCUAUAAUAAAUUUGAAUUUUUAACAGAACUGAUG